This is a messenger RNA of Aspergillus aculeatinus CBS 121060, 499 nucleotides long. RefSeq lists its product as uncharacterized. The transcript has a single exon. NCBI's taxonomy places the organism in Eukaryota, Fungi, Ascomycota, Eurotiomycetes, Eurotiales, Aspergillaceae. Bases 94 to 405 code for a protein of 103 amino acids. The record is from RefSeq and is a predicted model, not a curated record.
AGGUCUCACCAACAUCCAGCUGCAUGGAGUCGGACUGGAACGCAUCGAGGAGCUCACUGGUGCGUUCGCUGUCCAGGGGCUCGGGGAAGUGUGAUGAGGCGUAAUCCAUCCCGGCCAACGGGGCCGCGGCGACGGCGGCACUACUUCGGUUGUCUGGGCUUCCCGCCGCUGUUGUGUAGGGGCUCUCCGCAGCGGACGAAGGGGCGAGGCUACCGCUGCUCUCUCGCUCGCUACUCUCCCAGCGGGCCCCGAUCGUCGAUCCAUGCCGAGCCCGUCGAGGAUCGGGGACCUCGGGCUCUCGGGCUUCAAUGCGGGGGGGGCCUGACUCGGGCUGAGGCCGGCUUUUCUGUCGCGGCCGACCGAACCGCUGGGGCGGGUCGUAGACACACUCUGCAUCUGCCUUGAUGCAGCGGAUACAUGCUUUACUGGUGGUGACCCCCGGCGGACGAAGGCAUUUCAGCUUUGAGGCGUGGCAGCGGUUGCACGCCUGGCGGGUGAG